AUGUUUAACACCAAACACCCCCUGUCCUGUGCUUGCUCUGCACUCCGUUCUGUCUGCACUCCACUGCUUCUGCUUUCUGUGCCACGUGGCGUGAUGCAGUUGGACGACACCCAUGCCCCUCCGCCCUCUGUUCCUCGCCUUCUUUCUCUGCAACCUGACUACCUGGUAAGGAGAUAUAAAUCAUUCAUACGCCGUCCCGGUAUAGCCGCAGGGAUUGCCAUUACUGCACCACACUCCCUCUCCCACCUGUCCCCUCCCCCGUUUCUCUUCCCCCAUUUCCCCUCCCCUUUUUCCCCUUCCCUCACUUCGCCUCCCCAUUUCCCUUCAUCCAUUUCCCCAUGCCUCUCCGCUGCCCCUCUCAACCAGCAGAUCUCCUCCCUCGCCUUCCCUUCUCUCCCCCACCCGUUUCCCCCCUUCUCUCUCACUCCUUCAUUCUCCCCCUCUUCCCCUCCCCCCUCCCAACCACCAGGUCCCCUCCCUCGCCUUCCCUUUCCUCCUCGUGGCUCUCCUCUUUCUCGGCCCUCUCACCCUCUCCGCAUUCAACUCGCUCCAAGCCCUAGCCACUGCGAGGCAUAG
Molecule: messenger RNA, 576 nt
Organism: Closterium sp. Naga37s-1
Lineage: Eukaryota; Viridiplantae; Streptophyta; Zygnematophyceae; Desmidiales; Closteriaceae
Source: the annotation of a GenBank genome assembly